Limulus polyphemus (Atlantic horseshoe crab) is the source of this 2808-nucleotide messenger RNA. Its product is annotated as rho GTPase-activating protein 18-like. The transcript has 17 exons. Gene Ontology annotation, cellular component: cytoplasm. Gene Ontology annotation, biological process: regulation of small GTPase mediated signal transduction; regulation of actin filament polymerization; signal transduction. Gene Ontology annotation, molecular function: GTPase activator activity. The record is from RefSeq and is a predicted model, not a curated record. The coding region runs from base 678 to 2126 and encodes 482 amino acids. NCBI's taxonomy places the organism in Eukaryota, Metazoa, Arthropoda, Merostomata, Xiphosura, Limulidae.
CUGUUUUUUCAAUAGAAGGUGAAAGGGAAGAUGACUGGUUACGAGAUGCAGGGUUUUACUUUGAAUCCUUACUUCAACAAGCAUUAGCUGGUCAGGAUGAAGAGGAUCUAUUAGAAGAACAGUUAGCUACACUUACUCAUCAUCAAGCAGAAACAGUAAAGAAACGGUUUCUCACCUGGAAGAACACGUUUCGUCGUAAACGUAAUCAUGAUCGUUUACCAGACGUACGGGAUGUGUUCUGUCAAUUAGAGCAUGAAAAAGACCUAAUUCAUGUGCCUACAGAAAAUUUCUCCAGUUCCAUUGAGAAGCACCAAGGACAUUUUCCAGAAUCUGAAGAUAAUCUUGCUCAUUAUCGGGCCCCAAAUAAUAAUGAUCAAUUUGCAGAAAUACCUGGGAUUCAGGAUAAAUAUUCUAAGUCACAGCGUAGGGAAAAGGCUUUUCGGAGGUCAGGUCACAAAGAAUAUCAGCUAACAGGUUAUGAUGAUUCCAGUUCAGGUAAAUAAACCACGAUUGUAGAUCUAGCAGGAAAGCUCGACAGUCUAGAGUGACCCUUUGGCAAUGAUUGAGUUGAAGCAAAUAGCAUUUCAGUUGAAUUUGGUAAAAAUCUGUAUUCCCUAGAUAUCGAGAUUCUUCGUUAUCAGACCCGGGGAACAAUAAGAGAUCACACAAAUCGACAUAUGCCUGCUAAUUACUUGGAGAAUCAUAAACUGUCAGCAGCCACUUUAUGUUCACAAGUGGAUGCUAAAAGUCCUGAAAUUUUAGGGUUUCGUGUGAAGGAAAAAGGAUUCACUGAGCAGCAAAACUGUGAAGAAUUACCAGAAGUGGAACAGAUAGACGAGAAACAUGGAAUCACUUAUCCUGCGGAUCUUGGGAAAGAAGAUCUUGUUAAAAUUCGACAUUUGGCCCUCAUUGAACUGACCACUUUGUUUGAUUCAUUAGGGUUAACUUAUACACGAAAGAAACCUACAAAAAUAAAAAUAAAAGAAAACACGAUUUUUGGAGUACCAUUAACAAUACUUUUGGAAUACGACUGUCAAAUGUAUACACACUGCAGAGUACCUUUAGUUUUUCAAAAGAUACUGUUUUACCUAGAGAAUCAAGGCCUAACGGAAGUAGGGUUAUUAAGGGUUGGGUGUUCCAGGCAGAAAGUUGAGGUACUGAAGAAGGAAAUUGAGGCUAGUUUCUAUACUUCUCCAAAUUUAGUUGACAAUAUUUUACACAGCUGUUCUCCACACGAGGUAGCCAGUUUGUUGAAACAGUUCAUCCGGGGCCUUCCGGAACCUCUUCUCACCAACAAAUACAUGAACGCCUUUCUACAAAUACAGCAUAUCCAAGAAACCGUUAAACAACUACAGACGUUAAACCUUUUGGUAUUACUGUUACCAGAAGCUCACCAAGAAACUUUACUUGCUCUUGUCACUUUUCUGGCACAGUUAGCAGCAAAUGAAGACAAGAAUAAGAUGAAUCUUCGGAAUAUCGCUAUGAUAGUAGCACCAAACCUGUUUCCUCCUCCUCCAAAAGGCGACUUACAAUCGGAACUUCAUGUGGCUACCAUAACGUGCAGGGUGACGGAAAUGUUGAUCAAAUACAGGGACAUUUUGUGGACGAUCCCAAUUUGCUUGUUAAAACAAGUCCGAAAGAAUAACGAAUACGAAGCCUUAAAGAAAACUGACCAUAAAUUAAAAAAGAAACUGAGAAAGAAAAUACGAGUAGAUUUCUACGAAAUAAUAGAACAAGAACAAUCGAACAUCACCAAGGCCGAGAUAGUAAUAAAACCCCGACAGUUUAAUUCCCAACCUUUCUCUGUAAAUAUUGACGUUAAUACUAGGGUUAGCGAUGUGACCUAUACAGCGGCUCAACAUCUUGAUGUGAUUUUCUCUUCACAGAACAUUGCUAAUAAAGACGGUUAUUCUCAAAGAAUGACGUAUGAUGUUGUACCUGUGUUUAAUCCAACUCAAACUUGUACACAAACGAAUACAGAUGCUGCUACUUUUCUGAAGACACAUUCUUUGCAUGAAAUUGGUGGGAACAUUGGUGAGCGUCGACUAAGAAACGAAGCCUUCGCGCUCGCUAUACAUGUAGAAAACCCCUCUGCUGGAUGGGAACUUCGAUGUUGCCAUUGGUAAUACAUUUUUCAUCAUACAAUCAAUGUGAAAAACGAGCUUCACAUUACUUCGUAAGCGAAAAGGGGCUUAGGUGGUGUAUCAACUUGAAAUGAAAAUUGAACAGACUCUUGUUUACGUCGUCAUCACAGAAUUAUUGUUACAAAAUGAAUUUUUUAUCUAUUGUGUUUUAGAGUAUUUUAAAGGAAGAUCGUGAAAACAAAUUAAGUUGUUAUUCUUUUUAUGAAUGAAGUUGAUUAAUUGAUUUUUGUAGAAAAUUUUAGUACGUAAUUGUUUUAUAUUUAGUACCUACUUAAAAAGUUGAAUUGAAAUCGUUUUAGAAUCAAGCUUCUGAAAAUACACUCAAACAAAGGUGUCAUUCAUACUCACGAAGUUUGUGGUUUACUGAAAAACUGUAAAAAACACCUCGGACGUUAACUAGUCUAUUGAUUAUAUUAUUGAUAUUCACAACUUCCAUGUAUUUGUCUGAGAUGCUGUAAGCACGUUGGAUAUUAAUUAACUAGUUUAUUGAUUGUAUCAUUGAUAUCCAGAAUUUGUAUGUAUUUGAUUGAAAACUGUAAACACGUUGGAUAUUAAUUAACUAGUCUAUUGAUUAUAUCAUUGAUAUUCGCGACUUCCAUGUAUUUGUCUGAGAUGCUGUAAGCACGUUGGAUAUUAAUUAAAUAGUCUCUUAAUUGUAUCAGAG